CUGAGGUUUACAGAGGGCAGACGGUCUGCUUCACAUGAAAUAGAAUAUUUCGAUAUGAAACAUUGAAUGCUUUACAGCAAGUGCCGGAAAGAUGUCUUGCGCACAUUGACGUUUUCCCUCCAUUUUUGUUGCGGGAUGACCUCUCAGGUGCUGCGUGCGUCUCAGUCCACAUCAGGACUGGAGCAGCUCGCGAUGAUUGCGUUUGCAUGUCCGAUGAAAUGCCACCCCUAAGUGGUCUCUCCUCUCUUCCUCGGAUUCGCUUUUCCUCGGCAGGUCGCGCCGCCUUGCUUUGUGUUGCCUCUCAUUGAAUGGCUGGCAUGACUUGUGCCCCCGGUACCGUGAAGAUACGAAAGCAGGAGGAAAACCGCUCGUUUGGCGUUCACUCGUCCUCUCACCCUGUCAGUACAUUCAAACGCCGUCAUUAGACUGUCAAUCUCUGAAAAUAUCUACAGAUGAAACAAUGGGAAGAUCUCCUGGGUAUCGACAUACAGGAUGUUUCCUGUUUGUGAAUUUAUUUAAUCGUUGACAUGGGGAAGAGUUUGACUGAGUCACGGGGAGAUUUGAUCGCAUUGUGAAAGAGAGAGAGAUAGUCUCUGGAGGGCGAAGACAUGGUCAUCACUGAUAGAAGCACCCCUGUACCUAAAAAGGAGCCCCAGAAGAAGACCAGAGGAAAGACCCGCCCUCAUGGCCUGCCCUCUCCAGCCCUCUGCUGUGCCUGUGGCCUCUGCAUCAUGCUGGCCGGACUCAACAUCACCCUGGUGGGGGCGUUCGCCUUCAGCACCCUUGUGCCUUCUGCCAACCCCCCUAUUAUCAUUGGACCCAUUCUGCUGCUGGUGGCCUUCUCCUUUUUUGGAGCAUGUUGUGUUUGCAGUCGCCUCCCCCCACCCCACAACUCACGGAGGUCUAAGGUGGGAGGCCGGGGCACAGGGCUGAUGGGAAGAGGUGGACUGGCAGGAGGGGCGGCAUUUGAAAUAGAAACCAGCGAGCACACGCUGCAGGACACCACAGCUGUGCAGCUCAGCCCCACCUCUUCCCCUGGAUCCUCGCAGGCGUCUAGUCCAGAAAAAGAGGCUCCAGAUGAGGCCCUACCAGGACCCUGCAAGCUGUUCACCAUGGAGACCAACGGCCCUUCUUCUUCUGUUUCUGCUACUGCAGUUUACUCGACCUCGCUGGCAGCAGGAGGAGGGGAGGUGAGGCUUAACCUGCCACGCGAAGAAGUGGUCACUUAGCAUUACACAGACUCUUCCAAGGCCCGAGCACUAACAGUGUGCAUAUUCUUCUGGAUCGAGAGCUUGCUAAGUUUGAUUGUGUCCUCUAGUUUUUGUAGUGCCAUAUAUCCGGUUGUGAAAAUGUCUGCUUUUAUUUCCCUGUCGUGCAGCCAACUGGUUAUUAGCAUGCAAUGUUUAUGAAACAUCCAAGUAUUUGUGGAUCAUAGGUUUUGGAAUUCAAAUUCCUACCUCUCUCGUGCUGUUCUCCUCCGAGUCUUUGUUUUUAACUUAGGGCAUUACGGACAGAACUCGUGUACAGAAACGUUUAUAUUUCACUGUCUCUCCAGUUUGUGGAAACCUCAACUGUCAGCAGUGAUCUCAAGAGGGCUCGUCCGAAACUAAUUAUUGUUGAUUUGUUCCUAGAACUCAAAGAUGGAUGUAAAAGGUCAACAGUGAAAACCUGAGUUGAGCGGUACAGUUAUGUUUUUAGUGAUAUUUGGAUUUUGUGUGACAUGCACCGUGCUGAACUUGUUUUGGGGGCUUAAAUAUCACAGGUCACAGGGGUCCCAAAGCAAAUUUUCUUCACCUGAGAUUACCUUUUUGGCAUUUACAGUUUUUUGCACCAGUGAUUACACAAGUAUUAGUAGACUAGACAGCUAUUAGAUUGAAAAUGAACAGUCUUGUUCAAAGUGCAGUGUUACCAUAAAUGUUACUGUGUACAAUGUUUGAGGGAGCGUUAUUUCUGUAUUUUAACACAUUUUGUCAUCACACAAACAUUUAACACAGUUUCUUUAUGAAGUUUCUUACCAAAUUCUUGACAAGGUAUUUUAAAAGUUUGUCCCAACUCAAACCACGUUUUUUUAUUUUACUUUGGCACCAAACAAAUCUGCCAGCUCAUGAUUUUGUUGCUUUGGCAGUUGCAUGCAGGGGCGCUGCUUUCCAACAGGCAAGGCAGGAAACUGCUUGGGGCCCCAGGCCAGUAAGGGGCCCCCGAGGUCUGUCAAACUUCAGAACCCAGCAGUGGCUUAAAAUGUGCACAUUUUUCAAUGACAUUACGAAACCUCCCCAAGAGGGCCCCAUAUGACAGCAGUCAAUCUCAUUGCUCUGCUUAGCAUUGCAUGCAUUAGCCCUGUGAAAACCUAAGUUAGUCAAAGUCACAGAAGAAAAUUUAAAUGAGUUAUCCAUCUGGGAGUUCAAAAAAGAGGAUGACAAUCAUGACUUAAGUUUCUGACACACCAAAAGGGACAGAAAAGUGCCCCCUCCAAAUGCUCAUAAUAGUUACUAUUAUUUAUAACAUACAGGUGAUGAACGCUGGUUGGAGGGCCCCCUGUACGUUUUUGCUUUGGGCCCCAACAGACUCUAGAAUUAGCACUGGUUGCAUGUGGUGAUGGCUGCUACAAUGUGAAAAAAGACUGGAUUUGCUACCACAUCAAAACUAAAGAAACUUGAUUGUAGUUUAUUAAAUGUACAAAUGGUUGGAGUUGCUAAUGCUUAAAAGCUGUUUCUGGUUGAUAAAAAGCCAUAUUAACUGGAUGUUGGAACUAGCUUCCUAGCCUAGCAGCUUGGUGCCAUGAAUAUUUUGAUGCUGUUUCUCCGUAGUGUCCUGAUUCACUUUGGUCCGAGCUUCUAAAUGAAGCCCAUUGGAAACUGAGAAUGGACAGAAGGGUUUCAGAGGUUCCCAAUAAAUGUCAGGCUAAGUUUUGGGGUCAUGUUCAUCUGGAUAUUAUCAGAAAUUCAUACAAACUGUAAUGCAGUGUAGGUCCAGAUAGACUAUAGGGACUUACUUCACUGCUUCACUAUCAUCAAGAAUUUCAAUUUACGUAUGAGAGAGAAUGUUUUACAAAUUUUAACUUCUGAAUUCUCGUUAAAGUGUUUUAUGACAAACUUUAUGUUCAGCCGAGAUGAAUCUACACUAGACAUAGUAUACACAAUAUGGAAAAGCCAAGAAGUGCGACAGAGUUUAGAUAUUCAGAUUGCAUAAAACUACCUGUUCCCCAUCACUGUGAUGUCACUCUGUCAGUCAUGAACUUGACUGGUCAACGGACAUAAUCAAACCCAGAUUUCCUUUGGAAGGAAAAAUGCCUUAGACUGAGAUAUCAGGAUCAAACUAAUGAGGGCUAUAAUUAAAGUGCACAACUGCAUUUUUCUUCAGAAAGCAUUUGUUUGGCUCUGGAUUUCUACUCCAUUUGUCAGGAAAACAUAACCAAGUUUCUGUUUUUUUUUAAUGUAACAAAUGCAUGCAGAUGGUUUAAAUGUUCAAUCUCAGAAACUAUUAUGGACUUGCGUUGAAGGUGAACACCUGCAUACACCGCCCAGUGACCAGAUCAUUAUAUAGUACAUACUUGUGUUAUGUGUGACUCAGCUCCUCAAAGGGACCAGAUUCCAUGUUGAAGCUCUCUCAUGCCAAAGAGAGAGAAAGCUGAGUUAUUUUAUUUGCAUGUUCAGAAUCAUGGAAAUGCAAAACAUCCUGUUGUGAAGUGUAGUUGAUAUCUGUGUAUUUUGAUUUGGUGUAGCACUUAUUCAAAAGAAAUCUAGAAAAUAUAACGAUCAAAUAUUUUUGUGAAGAUUAUAAUUUGUUUAUUUUGAAAGUAACCAAAAUGUGAAUCCUUCAGAAGACAUGAAUAAAAAAAAAUGCUCCUUCACUA
Molecule: messenger RNA, 3853 nt
Organism: Labrus bergylta (ballan wrasse)
Lineage: Eukaryota; Metazoa; Chordata; Actinopteri; Labriformes; Labridae
Gene: tmem275a
Product: transmembrane protein 275a
Source: RefSeq, a predicted model, not a curated record